GUCGGCUUCAUUGACAGUUACGACAUUAUCGACUUUAGAUGACAGAAAUGGAGGAAACGGCGCGUUCCAUACGCGCUCUGGAGGCGUCCGUGAAACAAGCUGUCAAGUCGACCUCUACCUGCACUAGCGACACCACCUCGCUGCUCAAAAAGCUCCUCUCCCCAAACUCCGCUCCAAGCACCCAUUACCACGAUGAACAACCCAAGAAUGUCAAGUCAACCAGGCGGCCAAAAGGCUCAACAGUGCGCAAGGUUUCCAAGCCAUAUCAGUUAAAAACUGCUGCAAAAUAUGCUCCAUCCCAAACAUUCGAUGGAACAGACAGUGGAUUGCUCUCGCAGAGAGAGAAGCUUGUAUUAGCCACGGAUGUGUUUAAUUCCGCGUCAAAGGCACUCUCCGAUUAUAUGAAACUCUCCUCAAACAAGCAAGCCUCUAGGGAGUCUGUGAAAAGUAGACUUGACACUCCGCAAAAGAUGCUGGCUCCUAGACGGCCCCUGCAAUCGGUCUCGCCGAAUUCGACCGCAUGCUCGCCCGUAAAGACGAAAGGCAUGGACAUGAGUAGUCCGAAAAAGAAUAUACAAAGUUGCGGGGUUGUGGAAGUUGCAGACUGUGCCAGAUUAGCGUUGUCAUGUCUUCGAGACCUGAAGUCUCCUCCCGUAGCGGAGACGCAGCAAUUCAAUAGCCAGCUAGAGCAAGGGUUUUGUGUUCUGAUCGGGAAGCUGCUUGCUGUUGGUUUGAACGAACCUGCAAUAAACGAACUGAGAAAGCUGAAGAGGAGAUUAAAGGGAUAUAUACUAAACGAAACACCAGAACGGAACUUCGAGCGCCUGAAGAAGCCCGCCAAUGCCCGCCAGCGGGACGAACCAUCAAAGGAAACUCUAGCAGACCUCAUCCAAAUCGAUAAGGUCCCUGCUGAUGACCAACUCUUAAACCUAGUCAUCUCUUUUCAGGCCCAUGCUCUAAAGGCCAUUACAACCGAAAAAAAAGUUCUCAUCGUGAAUAAGCUCUCAGACCUGCUUUUGUUGUCAAACCCAACAAGCCCGGCUAGCAUAAUUCUUAUAGCGCGGAACAAAGGUGUUCUAGCUGACAACAAGGCGGCUCAACUGUUACAGUUGCUUUCGUACACUAUUCUUUCCCUUGCUUCCCCGUCGCCAAAUGCUGAAGAUGGAAAAAGUUCCUCAGCAAAAUCUCACCCCAAAUAUAUCGUUACCUUGAAUCUCCAAUUACUAGCAUUGGAAAUACGGUGUAUAUGGUGGAAGAUCUGUGGACACAAGUGCAAUAUGGAGAAAGAAUUCUGGCACCCGUUAGCUCGUUAUCUCACGACAUUCGCCAGACGAUGCACGGUCAUAACUAAGGGCGAUUUUGAGUCAGUGAAGCAGGCUUUCCGGCGCCUAGAGUCAACGGUAAUGGCACAAGGAUUUACUUUUUUGCCUUCUACCGACCAGGUUGGUUCUGUAUCAAUGGUUAUGAAGGUACUCGGCCAAUUAGCACAGAGUGCUGACUGCAAACUCGAUGCGCUGAAAUUUUUCGAUGACUGUAUUUCGUGUCUGUCUCCUGACCAACCACUCCUCCUUGGUAUUUGCCAUUGCAAAAUCUCUCUUUUACGGUUGGAGACACUGCGAAUUCCAAAGAUUGGCCGCGCAUCUAAAACUGCCUCAGCGGUAUCGGAAGCGUUGAAAUGUUUAGCAGCUCCGCUGAGGGGAAAUCAAUCCGAUCUCGAGGAGUUAGUGAUAGAAUCAGCUAAACUCAAGAAAGCAGCGAUGGCUUUUCUGAAUACACUGGGCGACGCGGUCCUAGACGAAAAUGAAGGACCCUCGGAGUACGGGCCUCUAGCGCUUUACAUUAUUGACUAUCUCAACAACUUUGUGAGGUUCUUGACUCGCUACCUUGGACAAGCAGCUCCAACCAACGUCAAUUCCGAUGACAAUCUUAAUGGUCUGUUUCAUCAACGGCUUCUAAAAUGCAAAAAUAUUGUACUUGCAGCCGUCGAUUCUGUUGUUGCCGUUGGAAAAAUAUCAGUUGUUGCCAAGCGACCGGCAUGGGCAGAUAUCCAGCCUCUUCUCUCUGAUUGUUUCACUCUGCUGAAACAUUUAAGUUCUGUGGAGAGUAUCGAGAACGAAACAAAAUCGACUGGUUCAAUAUCAGCUAGUUUCGUUAAGCUAUCAAACCUGUACUGGUCCCGCUAUGUCAAACAAAAGGAACUUGGGGUAUCGUCAUCUGAUCUCAUCCCACUACUGGAGCGCUCAACGAGCCUUCUGCGGACAUGUCCACCGGAAAACACAGCUGGAUUCGUGGCUAUAAAAUACGAACGCCUAGCGACCCUAUACUCGGAUGUUUCCCAAUUUCAAAAGUCUCAAGGGGCCUACCGGUUUGCUAUCCAGGCUCAUAUAGAUGGUGGCAUUUUAAAAUGUGCAACUCAGAAUGCUGCGACUCAACCGCCAUCUUACAUCAUUAAAGACCCUUCAUUUCCCUUAGGCCGCGUUUUGGCCAGCUACGCUCGAUUUUACUGGAAACACGGCUAUGAUCCUAGCGAAGUAGUUUUUGACGACGAGAAUCUCGAGCCCGAAGAGAGAGGAAUCUUACUUGAAUGUCAAGCUAUGGCUUUGUUAGAGACAUCUUCCAGCGGGGAACUAGAUUCGAAGAUAUCGCUGUUAUCCUUCCUAGUUUCAGCUUUACUUGAACAAUAUCCACAAAAAAUCUAUCCAAUACGGAGAUUACGAGUAAUCCUUCACGCUAUCCGCCUCUGUCUACAUGUUCCUAAUCACUUGGGUUCCGAACUUCUUGAGAAAAUCUUAGUAGAGGCAAACUUAUUUUUAUCUCGUGAACUCGACAUGGGGAAAGAUUCCGGCCUUGUCCAGUUUAAAGAAUCCAUGCUGGCCUCUCUCCGCCUAACCCUGGGAUUCUUGAAGGGACCCUUGCCUACCGAAAGCCUACGGGAAAUAAUUUACUCCUUUUCCGCAAUUGCACGAAGUUGCCCGACAUGGGAGUCCGUGCUUGCAAAAGUCCAUGACCCGGAAGCUUUGAUCGCACAAUUAAAGGUGCUGAUCAACUAUGCGGAAGUGCUUGGAUCGUGGAAACUUAGGAUAUUGGCCCUAUCGACACUUCGACAUCUUCUAGAGAUCCAGGAACCAAAGGAUUUUUCAGAGAUAGUAUCUUGCUUAUCCCACCUUGGCCUUCAGUAUAGUCGCCUUGGAUAUCUUGACAUGGCAGGGUCUAUGUUUGGGCGCGGAGAGGACCUACUCCGAAACAAUGUCUCGCCUAUGGUGUUAGUUUCUUGGAAUAUUAGUCUCGCGGAAUAUCUGACCGAUAUAGGAAGCAUUGAUCAGGCAAUUGAGACUUUAUCCUGUGCUAAGGUGAUAUUUGAACAAAACACCGGCCAUGCGUUGAAUUCGAGCUUCCAGUCUAGGCUGACUUGGGAAAGACUAGUAGCUGAAGCUGCUUAUGUUUCUUCUCGAAUAUAUUUCGAACUUGGAUCUCUCAACCAUGCUAUGUUUUUUUCCAAAUGUGUUGUUAAACUAAACAAUAGAAUAUGGGCAAAAUUAGACAGAGUGUCAGAUAUGAAGCGAUGCAAAGCUUUUGAAAUUUCCGACUCGGACAUCGAUGUCCUCUCCAAUAAGGUCAAAGCGAUCAGUUUAUCAUCAGAGAACGACUGCGUACGGGAUGGCUAUCGAGAAGGCUCUUUGUAUUGGCCGCUUUUCACCUCGCAUUAUAUUGGCCUUGUCAACCUCUCCAAGCUUUCCGCGCACAAUGGUCUUUUCCAGGACUGUGUAUAUUUCGGGGAGCAAGCACUAAAAAUCUGUAAGGCCAUCGGUGCAACGUCCUCGGCUUCGUCGAUCCAGGCGGAACUGGGGAAUGCCUGGCUCCGCGGCGGUCACAUUGAGAAAGGCCAGGAGCUGCUGGAGAUCGUCUCGAGAAUAUCCAAUUCGCUCGAUCGGAGUCUAGAUAUUGUGUCGCUUCAUAUGACUUUUUCCCUUCUUUAUCGACUCCAAGGAAACCCGGAGGAGAGGACUAAAUCGCUUCAGCUCGCUCAUCGAACUCUCCUAGACAUUUCGGCACAUCCUCUGGUUGAACCAACAGAUACUCUAAUCUCGGAGCCUGAUCUUGAAGUAAAACUGAGCCAGUUGACCAUCAAAGCCAAAGCGCAGAGUAGAAAGGGCCCCACCCUUCGUCAAACAAGGGCGAGACGAGCGAAAACGGCCGGCAACACGCCUCCUCUCCCCAAAGUUCCAACUAGUUCGACCACCGGAACCUCACUUUCACCACGAUCGUUUUUACGGUUCCAAGUUGACCUGCUACAUCAGCAGGUAGUGGAUUUAUUAUCGACCCAGGAUUUUCCAGAAGCCUCCACUCUUCUUGACCAAGCAGAGCAGCUUCCGAAAUGCAAAACUCGCGAGACAUCUUACCUGAUAACCAAGGCGCAGCACCUCCUCUCCAAUUGGAUUCAACGGCUCAGUUCCCAUUCUGUUUACUGUGUUCUACCAGAGUCUACAAUUUCCCUGCCAUCAAUAUAUCUAGCAGAGAAGGUCAAGGAAGACAAGCCAUCUUCCACAGGUUCUCGCAGCACAAAAAGGCAGGCUCAGGCAACCAGAACAAGAGCUGCGACUUCGACUACGAAAAGCCAUUCUCGGGCUUGCCCGAAAGACUUUGCUGACAUGGCAUCUAUAGCAAGUAGCUUACUGCCUGCUAUGUCUUCUUCCGCGCCUAUUUACGGUUCAACCCGCGAUAACCACAACGUUUCAUCCAUUUCAGGCCAAAUAUGUAUGGUAUCAAAUGCGACAUGCUCCAAACUGGAAGGAUUUUCCGACCCGUUACAGGCAGCAGUUACCAUAGAAAACGGACGAAACUUGGCCUUCCUAAGAGAGAAUUCUUGCAUCACAAUUGACAAAGAGUUGUGUGGCCCAGUUGAACCUUUGAAAUGGCCAGAUGUACCCAGCAAUUUCGCGAAAUCGAAUGAACUCAAAUGCACCGAUUUUAUGCUAGAUUAUGUCGAUAUUUUACCAGAUACCUGGAAUGUCCUUUCUUUAACCGUAAGCGACGAUCAUAACGAGUUCAUCAUAUCCAAGUUACGGUCUGGAAAACCACCAUUUUUACUACGUCUUCCAUUGAAGAGAGGAAACUCGGAGGACAUGGACGAGGAUGAAUUCGACUUUGGAGAGGGGAAAAGGGAGCUACUGGAAAUCAUUCGGCUGGCCAACGAGAGUGCGCACGACGCCCGAGCUCGUGUCGGUAAGAUUGCAAAGAAGGAAUGGUGGGCUACUCGCCAAUCGCUAGAUAAUCGCCUUAAAGACCUCCUUGGUAAUAUUGAAACUGUUUGGUUUGGCGGUUUUCGUGGCAUAUUCUCACAGUGUCCACGGAAUACGCCUCUUCUCUCGCAGUUCAUCGAAAAUUUUGGCAAAAUCCUCGACAAGCAUCUUCCGUCAAGAAGACAACGCGGAAGAGGCCGAGCGUCUAAACCAAAUUUCCAUUGGGAUGUUAUGGAAUUGUUCGUCAACAUUGGGAGUAUUGACGAGAGGUCAAACCCGGAAGACCUAGUUAUGGACCUUUUGUAUUUUGUUGUCGACAUACUCCAGUUCCAGGGGGAAAGAAAUGCAUAUGACGAAAUCGAUUUCGAUAUGAUGGUCAUUGACACACUCGAUGCGAUACGCAGAUACAAGGAGCUUGAGAAAAGGGAGCUGGUAUCCACUCAACCAGGCCAUACAAUACUCAUCCUUGACAAAGAGCUUCACUCGUUCCCAUGGGAAUCUCUCGACUGUUUACGUGAGUCCUCUGUCUCUCGGAUGCCGUCUUUGCAUCACUUGAAAGAGACACUGUUAAAACUCCAAGCCAACAAUGAUCUUGGAGAACGAUUCGAUGGAUUCCACAUUGAUCGAAAACUUGGCUCAUAUAUUCUCAACCCCGGAGGGGACCUUAAAUCGACACAAAUUAUGUUUGAACAUUCGUUGUUAAGCUUGGACGGAUGGAGCGGUAUCGCCAACCGAGAACCAACUGAAGAUGAAUUCAAGCAAUACCUAGAAAGCAAAGAUCUACUACUCUACUUUGGUCAUGGGAGCGGGGCCCAAUAUAUUCGGGGAAGGACCAUUAAGCGCCUAAAUCGCUGUGCCGUAACCUUCCUAAUGGGAUGCAGCAGUGGUUCACUGACCGAAGCAGGCGAAUUCGAGCCAUAUGGGACACCGAUCAAUUACAUGCAUGCGGGAACACCCGCUCUUGUAGCCACGCUUUGGGAUGUGACCGAUAAGGACAUUGACCGCUUUGCACAUUCCACAUUCGAGCAAUGGGGUCUUAUGGACGAGGCACCAGUUGAGAGCAACCAAUCAGGCAGAACUAAAGGGCCAACAACUACGAAACCCCAUCUACCCAGUCCAAUAAAACAGCACCAAGGGGGUGGCGCGGUAGGGCUUGAUACUGCAGUUGCUAAGUCCCGAAGUGCUUGCAUUCUGAAAUACUUAAAUGGAGCAGCGCCAGUGGUGUACGGUGUUCCGGUGUUUUUGAAGUAAAGGAGUUUGAUUUGGUUUUUCUUGUUGUUCAUGGAGUUAUCGCAUUUUCGUUCUCUUCUUUUUUUCUUAUUUUCAACUUAACCUUUAUUGCCUAUAUAUUUACUGCAAACUUAUUGAUAGACCGGGUGCGGCUUGGGUAGGGCACUGGAGCAUAGCGAGUGUUUUUGUUUUAUUGGAUUUAAGAUAGAUUAUUCUUUUUCGUACAAGUUAUUGUUAAAUUUGGGUCCUUCUUCUUAUAUUUCUAUUCCUGUGUAGCUCUUGUGAACAGUUACUCCAUUUUUUUUGUUGCUACCGGCGAUUUUUCCUUUUUCCUUUUUCGUUUCUUUUUUAGUUUUGUACUCCGUAGUAUGAAAUCAAAAUAUUGUUCCCCUCCUCCCCGCA
Messenger RNA from Blastomyces gilchristii SLH14081, 6872 nucleotides. RefSeq names its product separin. The coding region runs from base 39 to 6491 and encodes 2150 amino acids. The transcript is spliced from 3 exons. Gene Ontology annotation, molecular function: protein binding; cysteine-type endopeptidase activity. Lineage: Eukaryota; Fungi; Ascomycota; Eurotiomycetes; Onygenales; Ajellomycetaceae. Gene Ontology annotation, biological process: proteolysis; meiotic chromosome separation. Gene Ontology annotation, cellular component: nucleus; mitotic spindle; cytoplasm. The record is from RefSeq and is a predicted model, not a curated record.